This is a messenger RNA of Andrographis paniculata, 1403 nucleotides long. Its product is annotated as probable mitochondrial import inner membrane translocase subunit TIM21. Lineage: Eukaryota; Viridiplantae; Streptophyta; Magnoliopsida; Lamiales; Acanthaceae. The record is from RefSeq and is a predicted model, not a curated record. The transcript is spliced from 7 exons. Gene Ontology annotation, biological process: protein import into mitochondrial matrix. Gene Ontology annotation, cellular component: TIM23 mitochondrial import inner membrane translocase complex. Bases 256 to 1116 code for a protein of 286 amino acids.
UGGUGCGUAAAUCUUACAUCGCUGAGUUCGUGUAGCUGAGUUCUAAAAAAUUUUCCCUUUUGAUUUCCUCAGCUUGAACAUAAAGGAAUCGGUAGACAUUCAUCUUAUAGAUAUGUGUUGUAGAUGUUAAUGAUUCUAGAAUUUGGUUUCGUUUUGUUUCUUAUUCGGUUCGGCGAUCGACAUUUGUUGAACACGAAUCCUUGAGCAGGAAAGGCGUGAAAAUUGUGCCAAAGGUUUCCAUAAAUUGAUGUCGGAAUGAAUAAAAUUGGAAAAGGUGGAGUUCCAAUGAGGAAUAUAUGGUUGAGUGUUUUGAGAUCGUCCCACAAGGGAUUGGAGUACGGGAGUUGCAACGCUGCGUCUAAUGCUGUAGCUGAAUUUUCGUCGUUGGCAGCGAAAAGAUCUCGGAUUAUUGAUUUCUCCAGAAAGGUUGCUUGUCGAGCUGGCGGGAACUCCAUCUUGCACAGGGACAAGUCGAAUAGUCAACAUGCAUUGAUUUUUCCGUCAUCACAUCAACUUGCCAUGAGCACCGCACAGAAUUUGAGAAAUUCUUUCUUUGUUAGAUGCUUGACUUCUGAAUCUUCAGAGUCAAAAAGGCGAAAAGAAUCGGAGACUCGUAAAGAAAUAUCCACUGUUGAGGACCCAUUUGAUGCUCCAACCUAUAACAUUCCAGAGAAGCCGGUCACAUUCACCGAGGGUGCUUCUUAUAGCAUCAUCAUCCUUGCAGGCCUUGGCAUUGCUGGUGCUGCUGCAUAUGGAGUUUUCAAAGAACUUAUAUUCGAACCCAAGGAGUACAAAAUUUUCAACAAGGCACUGGAUAGAGUUCAAAAUGACGGCCAAGUUAGGGUUAGAAUUGGAUCCCCUAUAACUGGCUACGGAUCAGAAAGCAGAAACCGUGCUGCUCGUCAACGCAUCCCAAACAAAACAUGGACUGAUGAAGAUGGAGUCGAACACGUCAUGGUCAAUUUCCACAUCCGCGGACCACAUGGAGCCGGAAAAGUUUAUGCAGAGAUGUUCAAAGAUAAGGUGGACAAGCAAUGGAAGUUCAUGUAUUUGAUCGUGGAAGUGACGUCGCCCUCCCCGGCCCAACUGAUGCUCGAGUCGUAUGUUCCAGCAUGAUGCCGGCUGUUGCGACAGACAAUCGAAUCGUGGUAAGCCUUUAUUGAAAAAAAUACUAUGAAAUUUGGAGAUUUUGUUUUGCAGCAUAAAAUUGCGUUGGAUUUUGCUGCAGCUUAUUUUCAUUUUUUUUUUUUCACAAUUUUGGUAAAAAAAAAGGAUUUCGUCUUGGCAGUGUGACAUUUGGUUUUGUCAAAAAAGAUAAUUAAUAAAAGGAAUCAUGACAAUGCAAUUUUUUGGUGAAGAAUUAUUUUGGAGACUAUUUUGUGGCUUGCAUGCAGUUUCUUGUG